Drosophila persimilis is the source of this 2340-nucleotide messenger RNA. RefSeq lists its product as uncharacterized. The record is from RefSeq and is a predicted model, not a curated record. The transcript has 2 exons. NCBI's taxonomy places the organism in Eukaryota, Metazoa, Arthropoda, Insecta, Diptera, Drosophilidae. Gene Ontology annotation, molecular function: metal ion binding. The coding region runs from base 1 to 2049 and encodes 682 amino acids.
AUGGAUUUGAAUGAUAUUUUUGCACUGAAGAAGCUGCUCGAUAAAAAUGUUGAAAAAAUUCACGCCAAAUUGGAAAACGUGACGCGUCACUCGGAGAUUUUGUACAAAAUUCUGGACGAGCGUUGGAUGAAUGUGGUUAAAGGGGAUCGAACACUUAUCGGUCUCCACGAUGCCUUGCUAAGCAGCAUGAGUGGUGUCAACGAAUGUUUGAUCAAGUGCAACAUGCAAAUUGAUCUAAACAAUCUCGAACCAAUUGUCGCCAACAUCGGCGAUAGUCUGCAGCGCAACGACUUCAUGAUGCACGCUUACAAAGAUGGGAUUGAGAAUUUAUUGAAUAAACGUCCGCAAAGACUACCGGCAAUCGAGCAAAUGACGGACUCCCAGCAUAUUAAUCAAAUUGAUGGGCUUUCGUUCUCCAUGUGCUCCAGUAGGAUGAUUAAACCUGAUGCGGGGAUCCCAAAGCAACAAGUAGAGCCCAUUACGGCCCCACAGUCCACUUCAGCACAGCCACAGGACUCGGCCAUUGCUUCCGCUGAUGCAAAAGCUCUGCCUUCUAUUUCAACAGGCAAACGAAUCCUUAAGCCACCGAAAGGCGGAAAAACAACACCCAGCAGUGAAAUCUAUCAUCAGAUCGUGAAGAACGUAGCCGCGUUUCCAGAGGGAAGUGUGAUAAAUGCCGCCGUGAUGCAAGUAAACAUAGCCAAAAAGUGUUUCUUUGUAGGCAUGUGGGAUGCAGAGCGGCUGCAAGAGUUGUUCUCGGGGAAGUUACAUCUUAAGGAGUUGGACCAGCUUCCCAACUUCGGGGAGAUCUUUGCGGUGUACGAUUGCAGCGACGGGGUCAUUCCACGUGUCAUAAUCAAUGAUUAUGCCGAUGGGGGUGGCUAUGAUGCCUAUUUGAUUGAUUUCGGCGAGCAUAUACAUAUGAAUGGCGACGAGACUAUAUAUGCCCUACCAGAUGACAUACGACUGCUGCCGGCGGAGGCCAUCAGAUGCUUCUUCAGAGAAUGCAGUGUGUCCCAUAUAGCCCAUCUCCGAUUCAAGAAAUUGACCUUGUGUGUUUUGGAAAAGAAGGGCGAUGAUUUAAUAGUGGAACUGGUUGAUGAAAGCGCAAACAAGAGUCGUUGCAAGAAUAGUCUGUCCAAAGCAGCUGCAGCCGAUUCUAUUCAAGAUCAGUCCGUGCCAGUCCCUUGCCAAACAACCAACCCAAAUGGGGCACAGAUAAGCGAGGCGGACAUGGCCAUGCUAAACGAGAUUGACGAAGGCACCAGUGACCCCUUAAAGGCUGUACUGGGCUUCAGACCCAAAGACGAACAACGAAUCUGUCGGCAUUACGAUCCGAAGAUCAAAGGCUGCUUCAAGGGUAGUAAUUGUCGUUUGGUGCACGAGCCCUUUGCACCUGACGGCACCACCAAGGACUUGGAGGUGGUAGACGCUCUGCCCGAGACCGUGUUUGAUACUCCGCUCGUACGAGAACUAGGAAAAAUUGUGAAAAUGCUGAUAACCUACGUGAGUACUACCACUGUAGUCUAUGCCCAACAUGUGGAUGGCUCUCCUCCUCUGGUAUGGACCAAGGACGAUGUCUUACGGGCCAAGAGUCAGUUUAAGCGGAAGCCGCAUAUGUUGGACAUUGUCUUGGCUCACUACAACGAUGGCUGCUAUUAUCGCGCCCAGAUCAUCGAGGAAUCGGACAAUGACUAUAAGAUAUUUUAUGUUGACUACGGCAAUACAGAGUUUGUGACCCUAAGCGCUCUGGUACCUUGUGGAGAUUUUGACAGAAUGCGGCCUCAUCGCGCCGUUAGUUGCUACAUAGAAGGCGUCGUGCCCAAAAGCUCCUUGUCCCGAAAAAAGGCCGUCGAGUGUAUGGAGUAUCUCAAAAGCAAAAUACUCAACGUGGAGGAAGACGUGAUGCUGGUCAGUCGUCUGCACGAUUGCUUUGAGAUUCGAUUCCUUGGCGACAAUGCCGAUCUGCCCGAGAAUCUGAUGAAGCGCGGCUAUGCACAGCCCAAUGAGGACGGUCCUACACCAUAUGAUUCUGAUCUUGAUCAGUAAACGGAUUUCCAUUUCCUGUUAUAACAUAGUCAUUCAUAUAACAUUUCUUUAGUCCUCAACUUUAUUUUUUUUCAUUCGAUAUGAAUUAUGCUGCCGCCAAGAGAUAAAUGACGGUGAGACAACAGCGCAAGCAGCCACAACAAACAUAGCAAACAUUGACAAUUCUUAUAGAUUGGGAAGACUGAUUUUCUUCCUGUAAGAGCCACCUAUUUGUGUCCUAUUUAGAUAAGUUUGAAUUUUAUAUCCUUUUUUUUGUACUUCCAUACCAAAUAAACAAUACAUACAUAUGUA